GGGGCUGGACUUCCUGUCUCCGCUACUCCUUUGGGCGGAACCGAGCUGCGGCUUCUUCCUGCAGUCUGCGAGCCUGCUUUGGAUAGAUCGAGAUGGCUGAUCCCUGGCAGGAAUGCAUGGAAUAUGCAGUAACUCUGGCAAGGCAAGCUGGAGAGGUGGUUCGUGAAGCUCUAAAAAAUGAAGUGAACGUUAUGAUUAAAAGUUCUCCAGCUGACUUGGUAACUGUGACUGACCAAAAAGUUGAAAAAAUGCUUAUCUCUUUCAUAAAGGAAAAGUACCCAACACACAGUUUCAUUGGUGAGGAAUCUGUGGCCGCUGGGGAGAAAAGUGUCUUAACGAACAACCCUACAUGGAUCAUUGACCCUAUUGAUGGAACAACUAACUUUGUACAUAGAUUUCCUUUUGUUGCUGUUUCAAUCGGCUUUGUUGUCAAUAAAAAGAUAGAAUUUGGAGUUGUCUACAGUUGUGUGGAGGACAAGAUGUACACAGGCAGGAGGGGAAAAGGUGCCUUCUGCAAUGGUCAGAAACUACAGGUUUCACAGCAGGAAGAUAUUACCAAGUCACUCUUGGUCACAGAGUUGGGCUCUUGCAGAACACCAGAGACUGUAAGAACUGUUCUUUCUAACAUGGAAAAGCUUCUUUGCAUCCCUAUUCAUGGGAUCCGAGGCGUCGGAACGGCAGCUGUCAAUAUGUGUCUUGUGGCCAGUGGAGCUGCCGACGCAUAUUACGAAAUGGGUAUUCACUGCUGGGACAUGGCGGGAGCUGGCAUCAUUGUCACCGAAGCUGGUGGGGUACUGAUGGAUGUGACAGGUGGACCGUUUGACUUGAUGUCACGGAGAAUAAUUGCUGCAAGCAGUAAAACUUUAGCAGAGAGAAUAGCCAGAGAAAUUCAGGUAGUGCCUUUUCAAAGAGACGAUGAAGAUUGAUUCUAACACCCUCACAUGCUCAGCCAUGGUUGCUGCCUCUCCCCAGAUUUGCUACCACACUGAUGGUGUCACAAAAUUUAUGACAUCAUUUCAGUCCUAUAAUGUGAUUGGUUUAAAUUGUUGUUGAUGUCCAGAUUUAAACUAAAUUGCUACUUGUUCCAUAUUUUACUAGAACUAGAUAUGAAAGAAUAGGUGAAAUGUUUGUUUCAUUGUUUUAAAAUUCUGUAUGUAAGAAUGUACUUUGGGAAAAACACACCGGCAGGUGAUGAGAUGGAUAUCGCAUCCACUGUAGUCAAUGAGCAAUUUAGAGUUUCUGAGUCUGUGAGCUUCUGAAAUUUUGACUUGCUGUUUAUUGUACAUGAACAUUCAGGGCUCAUUCUUAAUUAAACAUUCUGGAAUUUUUUUUCAGACUUACUCAAACUUUCUGGAAAGUCAUCUUUCUGGGAAACAAAUUCUCUUUAGAUUCAGAAGACUUAUUUCAUUGAAGUUUUUAAAAGUAUGAUGAGUACUUCCUUGACCUGGGUUUCUUUCUUCUCAGAGAACUUUGUUUUAUGUAUCAGUGAACAGAUAGCACUGAGCACAGUACCUGCCAGAUGGUCAGCAUUGAAACCAUGGGUAUUUUGAAGGUAGCAAUUCCAAGUUACAACAGAUACGUGAAGUAAAGAGCUCACUAUUCUGUAUUUUUACUUCAGGUUUUGAAGUAAAUGUUAUUUAGACAUCCUUUUUGUAUUUCACAUUACCAUUUCUUUUUAACAUUUGAUUCCAUACCAUUUCAUUACCAUACUGCCAGGUGGCAUUCAUUGGGCAUUUCUACAGUGAGUGUGUUUUGCAGGACACUGCGCUUCAGUGUUUAUGUGGAUUCCUUUACAGUCACUCUGUUCAGUGAUUGGUUGAGCACAGGAAACCUAGAACUUGACAGAUACAUGAAAGUGAUAAUACUGAACUGUUUGUUUCUUCUCAAACUCCUUGUUUUAUAUCUUUGUCAUCAGUUUCUAUUCAGCCUCUAAAUAUUCAUCACUAGUCUUUGGCUUAUCAAACUCAAAAGGAGAAUUUUUCUGGUUUGUAGAUACCUCUAAAGAUUAAUUUAUUGUCCUUGGCAUGUGAACAGAUUAUUAGGUUUUGUUGUUGGCUUAUGUGAGCCUUGUAUUUGAGGAAAUGUAAGUGCUUCUAUAAA
Phyllostomus discolor (pale spear-nosed bat) is the source of this 2100-nucleotide messenger RNA. RefSeq names its product inositol monophosphatase 1 (gene IMPA1). Gene Ontology annotation, molecular function: inositol monophosphate 1-phosphatase activity. The coding region runs from base 93 to 926 and encodes 277 amino acids. Gene Ontology annotation, biological process: inositol metabolic process; phosphatidylinositol phosphate biosynthetic process; signal transduction. The record is from RefSeq and is a predicted model, not a curated record. Lineage: Eukaryota; Metazoa; Chordata; Mammalia; Chiroptera; Phyllostomidae. The transcript is spliced from 9 exons.